GCAUAAUCAUCCCAAAGUGUUAUGGCUAGCCCGAAAAGUACAGCAACUGAAUAUUGUGCCAUUGAUAACCUCGACAAAGCGAUGGCUGCCGGCCGAGCUAACACGGAGGUAACCCUAACCUGGCAAAACUUGACCAUAGCAUCCCAGACGAAGUCUGGCAGACGGCAGUUUCCGGUGCUGGACGACAUCAGUGGUACGCUGCAACCCGGCACGCUGGUCGCACUCAUGGGCCCGAGUGGGGCCGGCAAAACAACUUUGAUGUCAGCCCUCGCCUACCGCAUGAAUGACAAACUGAGCGUAACCGGAGAUAUUAGAGUGAACGGGCGUCCCAUCGGACCGUACAUGUACGACAUCAGCGGUUACAUCUACCAGGACGAGCUGCUGCCCAACUCGAUCACCGUCCAUGAGCAUCUGCAGUUGAUGGCCAACCUGAAGCUAGGUACACGCGUAUCGGCCGAACACAAACGGAUCAUGAUCGCGGACAUCCUCUCCAAAACUGGGUUGGAAAAGUGCGCCCACACGAAAAUCGAAAGUGCCCCCGGAAUCGGUAAGACGCUGUCGGGUGGCGAGAAGAAACGGCUAGCCUUUGCGGUGGAGCUUCUGUCCCGGCCAAAGUUUCUGUUCUGUGACGAACCGACGACGGGACUGGAUUCGUACAGUGCGCGGCAGCUGGUCGAGAUGAUGAAAACUCUGACCCGCUGUGGGACAAUUGUGCUGUGUAGCAUCCACCAGCCGGCCGAAAAGCUGCUGUACGAGUUUGACAGCCUGAUACUGCUGACGAGCGGGAUGACCGGGUUCAUGGGCACUCCAGAUGAGGCGGUGCAGUUUUUCCGGCUUCAGGGUGUCGAACGCGAGGCCGGCUAUAAUACGGCCGAUUUUCUCAUCAAGGUGUUGUCCAGCCCAAUCCCCACAACCAAGGGCAACAGGUUUACGACGGAAGCCGUCUGUCCGAGGACGAUCUGCAACAGCUACGCCGUGAGCGAGGCAGCACGCCGCCAGGAGGCGUUGAUUAGCGCAGAGCUGUACAGGGCCGCCGUGGAAGGAGAAGCUGACACGUUUCGCAAACAGCUGCUGGGCAAGGAGCGUGGCCCGUGCUGGUUCUACACGCUGUAUUGGCUGAUGUACCGUCACAUGCUGCAAACGCACCGGAACCCUAACCUACAGUAUUUUAAAAUCAUCCAACGCAUAGCGAUUGCGGUCGUCGUUGGACUAUGCUUUUCGGAUGCGAUCGAGCUGUCACAACGGGGUGUUCAGGCGAUGCAGGGCGUCAUUUUCCUCAUUGUGUCCGAGAACACGUUUCUGCCGAUGUACGCCGCCCUGUCGCUUUUUCCGGAGAGCUUUCCGCUGUUUCAGCGCGAGAAAAAAGCCAACCUGUACAGCACGGCUCAGUUCUACAUCUCAAGUAUCCUGUCCAUGAGUCCUUUCAUCCUACUGGAGACAUGCGCCUUCAUACUGAUCGUGUACUUCCUGGCUCAUCUGCGACCGACUCUACUGGGUCUCGUCGUCACGGUUGCCGCCUCCGUGCUGGUGAUGAACGUGUCCAUUGCAUGUGGUUGCUUUUUUUCCAUCCUGUUCCCAACGGUCGCGUCCGCGAUGUCUUACUUGGUACCGUUCGAUUACAUCUUGAUGAUUACUUCGGGAAUAUUUAUCAAAAUUUGGUCCAUGCCGCUUUACCUUCGCUGGAUGCCGUUCAUAUCCUGGAUGAUGUUUGCCAGCGAAGCCAUAUCUAUUGCGCAAUGGGACGGUGUAUCUAGCAUCGAAUGUUCUAACAUCAUACCAAGUGUUUGCUUGCAUAAUGGUGAACAGGUUCUGGACCAAUACUCGUUCCGAAGCAACCACCUGAGGACGGACUUUGUGGCACUCGUAGGGCAGUACUUCAUGUUCCAUACACUUGCCCUGUUGUGCUUGGCGAGGCGAGUGUCACGGAAUUGAGAGGUAGUAAGUGUCGCGUAAAAAACUUCUAA
This is a messenger RNA of Anopheles nili, 1964 nucleotides long. RefSeq names its product protein scarlet-like. Gene Ontology annotation, molecular function: ATP hydrolysis activity; ATP binding; ABC-type transporter activity. The coding region runs from base 22 to 1932 and encodes 636 amino acids. The transcript is spliced from 6 exons. The record is from RefSeq and is a predicted model, not a curated record. Gene Ontology annotation, cellular component: plasma membrane. NCBI's taxonomy places the organism in Eukaryota, Metazoa, Arthropoda, Insecta, Diptera, Culicidae.